Molecule: messenger RNA, 1272 nt
Organism: Phoenix dactylifera (date palm)
Lineage: Eukaryota; Viridiplantae; Streptophyta; Magnoliopsida; Arecales; Arecaceae
Product: lysM domain receptor-like kinase 3
Biological process (GO): protein phosphorylation
Molecular function (GO): ATP binding; protein kinase activity
Source: RefSeq, a predicted model, not a curated record
AUGUGCAAGACCCGACGCGCCGCCGCGGCCUCCGAUCCCAAGCCCAGGCGGUCGUCCCGCUCCUCCGCCAGCUUCCCGGUCACCGACUCCGGUAGCUACCGCCACGCCACCACCUCGUCCAUCACCUCCUCGUGGGCCGUCUCCGCCGACUCCAAGGCCUCCUCCUCCGCCUCUCUCGCCGCCAUCCGCGACUCCCUCCCGGAGACCCCCACACUCUACCCCUUCUCCGAGAUCAGCGCCGCCACCAACAACUUCCUUGCCCGCCACCUCGCCUCCGCCUCUUCCUCCUCCUCCUGGCGAUGCUCCCUUCGCGGCAAGGACGCUGUCAUCUUCCAGCGCCCCUUCCGCGGCGACCCCGCCGGCCUCCCCGCCCGCCUCGCCGCCGUCUGCAAGAGCCACCACAGCAGCCUCGUCCGCCUCCUCGGCGUCUCCCUCGCCGGCGACCACAUCUACCUCGUCUACGAGUACUCCCCCGGCGCCACUCUCGCGGCGUGCCUCCGCAACCCCCGCAACCCCAAUUUCACCCCUCUCUCCUCCUGGAUGUCUCGCAUCCAGGUCGCUGCCGACCUCGCCCAGGGUCUCGACUACAUCCACCACCACUCCGGCGUCAUCCACAAUCGGAUCAAGAGCUCCACCGUCCUCGUCACCGAGCCCCAUUUCCGCGCCAAGUUCUGCUACUUCGGCGCCGCGGACCUCGCCGGCGAGGUCCCCGCUACGACCAGCGCCGAAGACAAGGAGGAGGCGGCGGGGGAGAUCUCUCCCUCGUCCCCUCCGUCUCGCAAGAUGAAAAGAUCGGGCAGCCGCCGGAUGAAGAUCGAGGGGUCUAGGGGGUACAUGGCGCCGGAGCUGCUCGCCGGCGGGGACAUCUCGCGGCGGUCCGACGUGUACGCCCUCGGCGUUGUGCUCCUGGAGCUCCUCUCCGGCGACGAGCCGCUCAAGUACCGGUUCGACGAGGAACAGAAGGACUUGCACAGGGUCUCCCUCAUCGAGACGGCAAGGAAGACCAUCUGGACGGAAGAGGACUCCACCGAGCAGGAUCGGCGUUGGAGGGUGCGGCGGUGGGUGGACCGGAGGCUGCGGGACUCGUACCCGGUGGAGGCGGCGGAGGAUCUGAUGCGGGUGGCGCUGCGGUGUGUGGAGCCGGAUGCGGCGUUUCGGCCGGACAUGACGUGGGUGGCCGGAAAAGUAUCCAAAAUCUUCUUGGACUCCAAGGCGUGGGAGGAGACGGUUAGGCUUCCGGCGGACUUCUCGGUGUCCAUAGCUCCGCGGUGA